This is a messenger RNA of Nanorana parkeri, 1194 nucleotides long. It is a transcript of the gene TMEM134, whose product is annotated as transmembrane protein 134. The transcript has 8 exons. Lineage: Eukaryota; Metazoa; Chordata; Amphibia; Anura; Dicroglossidae. The record is from RefSeq and is a predicted model, not a curated record. The coding region runs from base 154 to 672 and encodes 172 amino acids.
GAAGGAACAGAUAUCGCACGGUAAUGAAAGCUUGUAGCUAAAGUGACAAAACUGAAGGAAAACAAGCAGCGGCAUACAGGCUCAAAUAAGCCCUGUGGUAUGUCCGGGCUAUAGAAGAUCGUACAGGUCAAACUUCAGCUUUCCACAAGUUUGAUGGGUAAUUUCACAAUUGAUGAUGCAUUUGAGGUGUCUAUUGAAGACACUGGACCAAGAUUUGGGGCCCUGCAUUUUAGUGGAGAUGAGAAUCAGCAGAAUCGGCAUAAAUAUAAGAACCUAGAAAAUUAUGAAGAAACAGAACGUGUGAAAAUUAAAAAUCUAGAAAGGGGCUUGUCAACCCUUUCUUCUCACAGUUCCCAAUGCUCAUUCAGUACCAUUAGUAGCAGUACCCAACUGUCCAACCAAGAGUGCUUCAGUUGGACGAGACAUCCCCUUGUACAGAAGAACAAGAAAGUUGUUGUGUCAUCAUUUCUUCUACUGCUGUUAGGACUGGUGUUUGUAUUUGUGGGAAUAGGACUGCAAGUGAGCCCAUCACCAGCUGUCUCCAGUGCCAUCUUUUUUGUACCUGGAUUUCUGCUGCUGAUUCCAGGGGUGUAUCAUGUAAUAUUUAUCUACUGCGCCGUGCGAGGGCAACCUGGUUUCCAGUUCUUCUACCUCCCUUAUUUUGAUAAGUGAAAUGACACCAUGGAUGUCUUCUCACACACUGAAUGCCAAAACACUAUGGAAACCACUAAGGACUCUAAAGAAUGACAUGGGAGCAGGCCACCAGGUGGCAAUAUUUCUUGCUCUGGAUCUUUCGUCUCUUGGGAUCUCAUUCACUAAGACUAGACUGAGAGCUGAACCCACCUCAAGUGUUCUCCACCUCUGUAGCUAAUAUGUCUGUGACUAUAAUAUUUUUGGGGGGUUUUGUUUUGUGCUCAGUAAUAAGAUUUUGCAUUUUUUUAAUUUAAUGAAUUUUUAUUUGUAUGUAACUGUUUAAUUGGUAAAUAGAGAGAUUUUAUUACAAACGUUGAGUGUUAUACAUGGUUGACAUUCAUAGUCAUUGGUGGGGGGGGAGCUUUAUUUCCUGUAACUUCAACCGGUGUUAUCUCGAUGACAGCAUCAUAACGAACUCUGAAAAAGGAAACCAUUGUUAUUAUCUGUGAAGCUAGGUAAAGGCAGCAGGUGGUGCGUACACUUGAAAUGACAAUCAAUGAA